UUCCUCUGGUUGAGUUUAUAGCUUUAUUAGUACACUUUUUGACAUUAGCGUCUGGUAGUAGGAGACUUUCCCCAACUAAAAUCCCACAAUCUGGUUUACUCCUUUUAAUGCCAAAAGCCCCUCCAUUUACACCCAAAAGCUAACUGAUUAAAGAACAAAAUAAAUCCCUUCACAGAAACUCGAAAGAGUCAUCUUCUCGUAGCCGGAUUUGGUAAACUGAUUGCAAGUGUUUUACUCAAGUCUAUAUUUUCAGACUUCAGACCAUCAAAAUUCAUUUCCAGUACCUGAGCAAGAAGACAAAGUGGGGGUGAUUCGGAGUGCGCUCAGAAGUUUCUGAGGACCCAUUUGGUCGUUUGGACUGGUCGGUCUGUUCAUCUCUCCAUCAUUUUUCAUCUGGGUACUCUUUUGUUUCCCCAUUGUGAGUUUCAUGAGAUGGGGUUUGAAGAGAGCGGCAAUAGCAAAAUCCAAGUAGCUUCUGGACACAGACGCUCUAAGAGCUUCCCUGAUAAGAGGGGACUUGAAGAAGAUGGCUUGGAUCAUUUCCAAGAAGCUUCUCACCGGCUAAAGUUGGAUAUGAGGCAUUUGAAGGACUAUUUCAAGACCAAGAAGAAACAAUUGCCUACCUCCGAAGUUCAAAAUGCGUUGCGGCAAGAGAUUCUACAGCUUGAAAAGAGAUUGCAAGAUCAAGUUGUCGUUCGCUGUGCCUUAGAAAAAGGACUAGGGUAUCAGUCUUCCUCUCAUGACGUCACAAAUGAAACCUCAAUACCUAAGCCAGCGAUAGAACUGAUUAAAGAAAUUGCCAUUUUGGAGCUUGAAGUUGGGCAUUUGGAGCAGUAUCUUCUCUCAUUGUACCGGAAAGCAUUUGAUCAACAAACUCCCCCAUCUCUGUCAAUGAAAGAUGAAAGACUGAAGUCCCCAUUGACCUCCCCAAGGGGAAAACAUCUGCUCAUUUCCAGAUCUGGCAUCACAACAAAGAAGGAAAUUGCGACUUUUCAAGCUAGAUUUCAGUCGCUUGCCAACCCGUGGAAUGAAUUCGGUGAUAUAGGUGAAGAGAAGGUAGUAGAAACAACAGAUCUCCGCUGCCAAUCUUCACUAUCUAACCGUUCAGUUCUCCCCACUAGAACUUCUCCUCCAGCCGAGUCUCUGGGUAAAGCUGUCCGUGCCUGUCAUUCUCAACCUUUGUCUAUGAUGGAGUAUGCUCAGAAUGCAUCUUCAAAUGUGAUCAGUCUGGCAGAGCAUCUUGGCACACGUAUUUCAGACCACAUUCCAGAGACACCUAAUAGGAUUUCUGAAGAUAUGAUCAAAUGCAUGGCCGCCAUAUACUGCAAGCUCGCAGACCCACCUUUGACGAGUCAUGGUCUCUCAUCUCCCAGUUCAUCGUUGUCAUCAAUGGGCGCAUUCUCUCCAAAAGAACAAUAUGAUAGUUGGAGUCCAGGGUUCAGAAAAGAUUCUUCUUUUGAUGUACGGUUAGAUAAUCCUUUCCAUGUGGAAGGACUAAAGGAGUUCAGCGGGCCAUACAGCACAAUGGUUGAAGUGGCAUCUAUAUGUAGAGAUAAUCAAAAAUUGGGUGAAGUUGAGUACAUGUUACAAGAUUAUAGGUCACUUAUUUGUCGGUUAGAGGAAGUAGAUCCGAGGAAGAUGAAACACGAGGAGAAGCUAGCAUUCUGGAUCAACAUACACAACACGUUGGUGAUGCAUGCAUUUCUGGCUUAUGGGACUCCACAAAACAAUGUGAAGAGAGUCUUUCUACUCAUGAAAGCUGCCUACAAAGUUGGUGGUCACAUAGUAAGUGCUGGUACAAUCCAAAAUUCCAUCUUCGGAUGCCGCAUAUCUCGUCCUGGACAGUGGCUUCGCUUGUUACUUUCUUCAAGAACGAAGUUCAAGACUGGAGAUGAACGGAAAGCGUUUGGCAUUGACCAUCCUGAACCCCUUUUAUACUUCGCGCUAUCUUCAGGAAGCCAUUCUGAUCCUGCGGUCCGUCUUUACACACCCAAGAGAGUAUUUCAAGAGCUGGAAGUGGCAAAAGAAGAGUACAUUCGGGCUACCUUUGGCAUAAGAAAGGACCAUAAAAUUAUUUUACCGAAGAUUGUGGAGUCGUUUGCAAAGGAUUCAGGGUUGUGUCAAGCGGGUCUCAUAGAGAUGAUCCAAAAUUGCUUGCCUGAAUCCGUAAGAAAAAGUAUUAAGAAGUGUCAGUCUGGGAAGUCCCGCAAGAGCAUUGAAUGGGCUCCCUAUAGCUUUGCUUUCCGGUAUCUGAUACCAAAAGAGCUGGUCAAGUGAUUUGUCGCAGAGGCAGGGGAGCUCCCAUUGCAUGUCUAUUUUCCUUGGGUAUAAAAGAUCUAGAUUAUGGAGCCUGUAACGAGUCAGUGGAACAGAGUGGCUUGGCCAAUCCCUCUGUAUUUUGUGUUUGCCUGAUCUUUCCUUUUGCUCCAUCUUGAAAUGGGAGGCCUGUUAUGUUACGAUGCAACUAAUUGUAGUGCACUUGAAUUUUGUAUGUAAAAAAAUGGUGCUCAUAUUCAUCUAUUGAUCUAGCUGUUCCUAGUAAA
This is a messenger RNA of Rhododendron vialii, 2543 nucleotides long. RefSeq lists its product as uncharacterized. Bases 433 to 2277 code for a protein of 614 amino acids. The transcript is spliced from 12 exons. Lineage: Eukaryota; Viridiplantae; Streptophyta; Magnoliopsida; Ericales; Ericaceae. The record is from RefSeq and is a predicted model, not a curated record.